Anopheles stephensi (Asian malaria mosquito) is the source of this 7639-nucleotide messenger RNA. RefSeq names its product centromere-associated protein E-like. The transcript has 9 exons. Bases 460 to 7035 code for a protein of 2191 amino acids. Gene Ontology annotation, biological process: microtubule-based movement; mitotic cell cycle. NCBI's taxonomy places the organism in Eukaryota, Metazoa, Arthropoda, Insecta, Diptera, Culicidae. Gene Ontology annotation, cellular component: microtubule. The record is from RefSeq and is a predicted model, not a curated record. Gene Ontology annotation, molecular function: ATP binding; plus-end-directed microtubule motor activity; microtubule binding.
AUCAGCGAUAGCGGAUUUUUCACAGCAUUUGUACAACAUAUUUCCGUUGGUAUCGUUUGAGCAACAGCAGCCAACAAAGGAUUGCGUCUGCUACGUGCGUGCGUGAGAGUGUUUUAUGUUGUUGUGAAUUUAAGUUUUGUUAGUGCAAAUUUGUGCUAGGUUAUGGUUUUGUUACAUUCUAUGGUAAGCACACAUUCGGGAUAGUGCAUUUGUUGAAGACGAAUUGAUGAAAAGUGUCCAUGUAAAUACCGAAAUAGGUUGUGCAAAAAGGCUCAUCCACUAGACCGGCAUCGAAAGCGCAGAUUUGUUUAUUAGUGUUAUUUUCGUGCUGUCGGCCUUCGGCAGGUUACGUUUAAUUGUCUUGUAUGUGUCCAUACUAUGAGAGUAGGGCGUCCGAGCUAAAGUAAAGCGUUAGCAAGUUAUUCAUCUUAAAAGCCCUCAAGAGCCCGACUACACACCAUGUCGGACAAUGUGAAGGUUUCGAUAAAAGUGCGUCCACUGAUUAAACGAGAGAAGGACAGCAAGCUAACAUCACAAUGGCGCAUCCGGGAUAACACGAUCGCAACCAUCGAUGGCAAUGGCGAUCCGUUCGUGUUUGAUCACAUCUUCGAUGAAACCGUGUCCACCCGAGAGCUGUUCGAUACCGUGUGCCGUCCGGUCAUUCUAUCUGCCCUGAACGGCAUCAAUGGGACGAUAUUUGCGUACGGUCAGACAUCAUCCGGCAAAACGUACACCAUGAUCGGGAACGAUCGCGAACCGGGUGUGGUACCGUUGACGGCCAGGGAAAUUUUCGAGCAAAUCACCAAGAUCAAGGAACGGCAGUUUCUGAUUCGCGUCGGUUUCAUCGAGAUCUACAACGAAAAGAUCCACGAUCUGCUCAACACGGCAAACACGAAUCUGAAGAUUGUCGAGAGCCAGUGCGGCGAUGUGUCGGUAAACUCGAAGGAAUGCAUCACGAACUGUGCGGAACAGAUCAUACAGCACGUGGACGAUGGUAACAAGGCGCGCAAGAUUGGCGAAACGAACAUGAACGAGCGGUCCAGCCGAUCGCACACGAUCUUCCGGAUUACGAUCGAAUCGAGGGUCAUCAGUGCGGCAAGCGCGGACGGCAAUCUCGAUAAUGAGGCGGUACAAAUCGGGAUUCUGAAUCUGGUCGAUUUGGCCGGUAGCGAGCGGGCGGACCAAACCGGAGCGACCGGGUCUCGCUUUAAGGAGGGUGUCUGCAUCAACAAGAGUCUCCUGUCGCUCAGCUGCGUGAUACAAAAGUUGAGCGAAAACCCGGACAAACAGUUUAUCAACUAUCGCGAUUCGAAGCUGACGAGAAUCCUGCAAGCGUCACUCGGUGGCAAUGCGGUCACCUCCAUGAUCUGCAACAUCACGCCAGCCGUGGUGGACGAAACGUACUACACGCUGAGCUUCGCGAUGCGAGCCAAAACCAUCCGCAACAAGCCGAAGGUGAACGAAAUCCUCACCGAUGCGGCCAUGACGAAGCGGCUCGAGCGGGAAAUCAAGCGGCUGAAGAACAUGCUCCUGUCGGAGCAGAACAAGAACAGUAAGAUUAAAACGAUGGAGCUGCAGAACGCGAUCACGCUGCGCACGAACCAGUUCAUCAACUCGAACCAAGCACAGCUGGCGCUGACGGAUAAUGCACGGCGCCGAACGUGGUGUCCAUCGACGUCGGAAAUUCCCCGGCUAGCGGCCACCACCCACCGGCCGACACCGGACGUGAUGGGUGAAGGGCGUACGCUGAUGGGACCACCGUCGUCGGUGCUGACCGGUGGCCAGUAUCUCGUGACGAUAAACGGUGCCACACCGCAGAUUGCCAUUCGAACGAUGUCGGCCGAUGAGGAGCUUGUGCCGAACGAUAAUCGGACCACCGUCGACGGGGGAGCAUUCUCCGCCACGCUCGCCCUGAUGGGCAACGAUGAACCGCACAUUGACUAUCGGGGGCUGUUGGACAACAGGGACCUGUUGGCCCGCCGGGUUCGAUCGACAUCACCGAACGGACUCCUUAAUCCGUUUGCGGAAGGUGAUGAGUUUGUGCCGGGUGAGCUUAUCAGCUUCGGAAAGGCUUCCCUAUCACCGCUGUCCACCGUGGAACGGGAGCUACACACACCGAAGAGCCUGCGGAGAAAGCGUCGAUCGUCUACCGGUGAUUCACCGCCACAGUUCAAUUACGAGGAGCGAUGCCGGCAGCUUGAACAGGAACUGCUCGAGCUGCAAGAGUUUACCAAGCUAGAAAACGUCGUCGAAACGCAACACCUGAAGCAGGAACUUGCCAACAGUGAGGCAGCACUGACGGACCUGAAGCACAGCCUCGAGGAGAAGGAGCAACGCUUGGAGCAGCUAGAGGAACGAUGCACCCAUCUAGAGAUUGAACUCAAGCACCAGCAGGCCACGGCAACGCAAGCGGCAAACGAUUCCGCUACAGCCGCUAAGGAGCGCCAGGCAGCAGUACGCGAGGCAGAACUGCAUCGCAAUCAGCUCACCGGCAUUGAGUUUGAGUUUGAGCGGUUUCGGCAGCGUGCCGAGGCUCGCGAGAAAGAGUUGAUAGAAUCGCUGCAGGAGGCGCGCAGCAGUGCGUCCGGAUUGUCAGCCAAUGGCUCGGACAGUUUUAAGCUCGAUCAAAAGCGCGAAGAAAUGAAGCGUUUGGAAAUGCAAAACUACGAGUUUACGCUACAGCUGGAAGAAUGCAACAAGCAGAUCGAGCAACUGAAAUCCUCCUGUCUCGACCACCAGCGCAAGCUGGACCAUGUCCGGCAAGCCGUGCUCCAGUACCAGCAAACGCCUCCCGUGCAGGCAGAGGACGUGGCUCAGUCGUUGGUGAACUCGUUGCGCAAGCUGCUGCUAUCGCAAGACCCUGGGUCGGAAAAGGAAACGACCGUAAACGGCUCGCCGCACCCGCCGCACGGUUACGAUGCAAAUCAAACAACCGAUGGUGGUGAUGGUGGGGCGAUCGAUGGCACCAAUGCUACCAUGCUGGGGGAGGAGAAAACCAUCCAGGAGCUGGUGGCGAUUGUCGAACAGCUCGAGGCAAACAUUCAGAUGCUCGAGCAGGAAAAGUGCUCCCAGCAGGAGGCAAGCGAUGUGCUGCUGAGCGAGCUAAAAUCAAAGCUCGACAGCAAGUACGCCUCCAUCGGCCAGCUGGAGCAAGAGCUGCAAGAGUGCAAAGCAAAGUACACGGCACAAACGUCCGAAUAUGACGAGCUUUCGACGCAGCUGAUGGAUCAAAUGCAGGACAACGAAACCCUUCGGAAGGAGCAUGAAUUGCUGAAAAAGAGUCAGGCGGAACAGGAGGAACGGGCGCAAGCGCAACGGGCCGAGCUUGAUCGUGAAAUGGUUACGCUGCGCGAAUCCCUCCAAAAGCUUACCACCGAGCGGGAUGAGCUGCAGCGUUUGUGUGAUUCGCUGCAAGCCGCGAUUGAAAAGCAUGCCUCGGCAGUGGAUACGAUCGAGGCGGAUAAGGAGAAGCUGUCGGUGGAAUGUGGUGCAGCGAAGGCACGGUACGAAGAGGCUGCCCUCGGAAAGGAUAAGCUAACGAAGGAACUGGAACGCUUGAAAGAGGAGCACGAACAAUUGAGAGGUGAAAUCGGCCAACAGCGAACGGACAAAGAAUUGCUUGUGGUAGAAAACGAUCGACUGGCGGAAGCGUUGGAACUGUUGCGAAAGGAGCAGCAGCAAAACUCUGCACUCGAAAGUGGUACAAAAGAAUCGGAAGAGCAGGAGCAGCACAGACUACUGCAACAGCUAAAGGAUGAGCUUGAUCUGCGCGUCCAGCAGCUGGAAGAGGAGCUGAAACAGUGGCAAGCUAAGCACGCAUCGGUAGAGACAGAACAGAAGGAGCAAUUGAAACGAUUUACCGAGGAGAAGCAACUCAUUACGAAAGAUCGCAACGAUCUGCUGCAAAAGAUUGAUGAGCUGCAAGCGUCGCUGGUAGAGUUGAGCGCCGAAAAAGAUAGGCAAAUUCGCUCCGAGAAAGAAUCGUUACUGGAAGAGAUCGAGCAGCUUAAGGAGCUGCAGCAGGCGAGGAUUAGUCAGCAUGAACAGGAAAUCCGUACCCUAACCGAGCGGGAAUCGAACUCCCUUAACCGGAUGCGAGAAGAAAUGGAAUGCUCCAGCAAAGCACUACUCGCCCAGCUCACGGAGGAAAGGGACACGAUCGUGACGCAAGAAGCUAGCUGUAGGGAAGAGCUACGAAACGCCGAGAAAACUAUUCAAACGCUGGAGGAUAAGCUGGAAACGGCCCGUUCCGAACAGGCGGCAAUGUUGGAGCAGCACCAGCACGAGCGGCAAGACGGUGAACACAAACGGACCGAAUUGGAGCGCGAGUUGAAAAGCGUCACGGAGCUGUGUGCAAUGCUUAAAAAGGAAAAUAAGGAUUCCGAGGAGCAGGAUGCGUUGGUGCAGGAGCUAGUGAAAGCUAAAGAAACACUUAACGAACAGUUGAGAGAAAAAGAGCGCGCAUUGACUAGCGUCACGUGUAAGCUGGAAGCUGCCGAGCUAAAUGUUACUCAACUCGCCGCUGUACAGAAGCAAGAUCGCGAAACGUUCGAUGCCACGCAGCAAAAGCUCGAACAGGAAAUCGAACUGCUGAAGCAGGUGGCGGAUCAGCAGCGUGACGGCAAAGCGCUGCUCGAGCAAGAACAUUCCGCGUGCGGUGCCGUGCAGCAAACUCUUCAACUGCAGCUCGAGCAACGGGAAGCGGAAAUGCGCAAGCACAUCACCGCACUGGACACGCUCCGUACGGAGCAGCGUGAACUGCAGGAGAAAAAUGCAACGCUACAGCAGGAGCUAGAUUCACUUCAAUCGAACGUAUCGCAAUUGAUAAGCGAAAAUGAAGCACUGCUUAAGGAGCAGCUCGAUGGAGCUGAGAUGCAGCUAGAGCAGCACAGCGUCGACCAGGAAGAGCUGACAAAGUUACGCUCCUGUCGCGAUGAAUCGGAACGUUUGAUGGCCCAGCUCGAGCGCGAUCUGGCGACGGUGCGUGCCGAGCUGGAGAUGGUUCGUACCGAGCUGCUCGAGGAGAAGCAGCGUCGGGAUGCGAGCGAGCGCACGGAAAAGGAGCGCUUGCAAUCGACCAACGAGCAGACGGAACGGUUACGCUGCUCCAUCGGUGCGCUUGAGGAUGAGAAGCGACGCCUGCAGGAGGCAACCGAUCGACUGCACACGGAACUGGAUGCGAAAGAAAAGCGUACCGCCGAGCUGGAAGCGGUGCAGCAGCAAAAGGAAGCCUUGCUCGACGAGCUGCGUAAGGAAAACAGCGAUCUGACCAUAGCGGUGCAGGAACUGUCCGCCAAGAUCGUUAACUUGGAAGAGCAAAUGGACAGCAACGAGGCGAUACAGCGGAAAACGAUCGAUACGCUCGUGCGGGAAAAGCACGAGCAGGAAGACACCAUCGCCGCGCUCAAGCGCCAACUGGCGGAGCUCGAAGGCAAGCUGAGCCAGCUCGAAACACAACACGACCAGGUGUGCGGCGAGCUGCGCGAGGUGAAGGCAUCGCUAGAGGAGAGUCUGGCCGCGCGCGUACGGCUCGAGCUGGACAUCGAGGAGUCGUCCAGCGUGCGGGACGUGCUCGAGCGCGAGCUGCAGAGUCUUAAGUGCGACGUGGAGAGCCUGGACAGCAAGCUGGCCCACGAGCGGUACGAACAGGAGUGCCAGGUGUCCGCUAACCUGCGCCGCGAGCUUAGCGAAAAACAGAAGGAGCUCGAAAGCUUUAUGGCCACCGGCCGUCCUUCGCUCGGGGACGGGCGCGUGGCACAGGCGCUGCGCCGCGAGAACGAAGAUCUGCUAAAGCAGCUGAACGAAGCGCGCCAAAUCGAUGGUCUCAAGGGGCGCCAGCUGCAGGAGCGCGUGGAUGAGCUGGAGCGGCUCGAGACGGAGAUUGCGCGGCUUCGCGAGGAGAUGUCGACCAUGCGGCACGAGUCGAGCUUCAACGAGAAGCUGGAAGAGAUAGACCACCUGCAGCGGAAGGUGCAGGACUCGGAGAAGGUUCGCGAGGAAACGGUACACCAGAAGCGGUCGCUGGAGCGUGCGUUCGAUCAGCUGCGGUUCAAGCACCAGUCGCUCACGAAGGAGGUGGACGAGCUGCGGCGCACCACGGACAAGGAGCGGAAGUCCCGCCGGCAGAGCACGCACGACGAUCGGCGCGGGUUGCUGUUCAACAGCAAGGAAAUGGCCACGAUGACGGAUCCUACCUCUGCCGAUUGUGCCUGUUCGGAGAUGAACGAAAAGAUAAAGGAGCUGCGCAACAAGCUUACCCUGAAGGACUGUCAGCUAAACACGCAGAAGCUCAUCACGUCCGCCAACCCGCUCAAGAACGAAAUUACGGAAAUGCGCCGAAAGCUGGAGGAGCAGCACCGCGAACGGUGCACGAUCGAGCACGAGCUGCACGCGGUACUGGAGGAGCUCGACCGGGAAAGGAAAGAUCGCAAACGGCACUGCACGCAGUGUAUGCGGCACAGCCGACAGCAGAACGCACGCUGCGAUAAAGCGGUACAGGCGUACCAGCCGAACGACGCUACUAGUCCGUCGUGUUCGGCCGCCGUAUCCGUCUCGAUCGUGUCCAGCGGUGGCCGCAAUGGAUUGCUGGCAGGCGGUGAGGAACUGAAGGCACUGCAAAAGCGGUACGACGAACAGCAGGAGCAGUACGAGAAGCUGAACGACAAGUACCAAACGAUGAAGCAACUGUGCCGGAUACGGAACGAGAAGAUUACCAGCCUGAGUGCGGGACUUGCCGAGAAGGAGAACGAAAAUACGAACGUGAACCGUAGCAUACAGAACGAAUGUAUCCAGCUGAAGCAACAGCUAAAGGAGGCAGAAAAUAGGUACGCCCAGAUCUAUCACCAAAGUACGCACCAGCUGAAAGGGAAGCGAGCGGACGUUGGUUUGCAGACGGAGAGUGAUACGACUGCUCGGCAAGAGGCGGACAUGUAUCGGGACAAGUACGAGCGCUACAAGGCACUGGCGACCCGGCUGAUGAAUGAAAAAACCAACAAACUGAACGGCCAACAGCGGUCGGCGGCGAACGGCGUUUAGGUGGCGUUCGCGGUGCUGCGUUUAAAGUUUGUUCUAGUCUCGUGGGGGUAAAAACAUAACAAUUGUAAAGCAAAGUCUUUCGUUGCUAGAUACUUAAGCAAAUCAACCUGUUCCUCCCGUCCGUUCUCCGAUUAACCGGAACAUCCCGUACCGUUGCAUUUCCGUGUGUGUGUGCUGAUGUGUGUAACAAAUGAGUGUAUAUUACAGACAAUUUAGUGUGAUCCGAUUUAAUCCGUGUUUCCUGUUUGGCACUACCAUUAUACUCGCUAUAUCGUCUCUGUUUCCGAUAUUGCUCUUUGCGCAUCGUGCGUGCGUAGUAAAUAAGUAGUUAGUCCUUUUCCUUCCGGCGAUUAAGAAAAGUUUGGCUGUUUGUACCUUAUAUCUCCGUGUAGGCAGUGAUUAGAAGCGUUAAAAGGUAGCAAACGGAAGGGGGUACAUAUUUAUUGUGCUAUUCAAGACUGUGUAUCGACCGCUGUUUCAUGAACGCAAGUGUUCGCCAACACGUACAUGCGCUGGCGAAAAAGGUAUAAAGUAAAAAUUGUAAUAGAUAUGUUGGUGGUGUGUGCUAAUGAUUAAAAUUGAAAACUACCGAAAACUGUAAAAA